Molecule: messenger RNA, 1173 nt
Organism: Nasonia vitripennis (jewel wasp)
Lineage: Eukaryota; Metazoa; Arthropoda; Insecta; Hymenoptera; Pteromalidae
Gene: Or202
Product: odorant receptor 202
Exons: 9
Coding region: 1-1173 (390 amino acids)
Biological process (GO): sensory perception of smell; detection of chemical stimulus involved in sensory perception of smell
Cellular component (GO): plasma membrane
Molecular function (GO): odorant binding; olfactory receptor activity
Source: RefSeq, marked inferred
AUGGAACAACAUUAUAGUAUUCGUACUUAUUUUAAACUUAAUAGAGUGUUCAUGGUUAGUUCAGGGGUUUGGCCAUAUCAACCGCUGCACGUAGCUCGAAUAAUUCGGUUGCUUUGGAUAACACAACAUAUUAGCAUUAUGACUCCAGAGAUUAUUAAACUGAUUGAAGUUAGAGGUAUGGCCGACCUUUUACUGGAAUGUAUACCGUCAGUUUUUUACAACAUUGUUAUCGCAGUUUUAUAUGGAACUACAAUUCAUCAUCAACGAAAGAUAAAGGAACUUAUUGAAAAAAUACAGAAAAACUGGAUAACAAUAUCGAAGAAAAGUGAAGUUGAAAUACUAACGCGUUAUUCUAACAUGGGAAUUAGAAUAGGUUGGCUGUACAUUGGCGCUCUUUAUUUUACGUUAUUUAUAUUUUGCCUGUUUCCCUUGUCGCCAAUUGUCAUGGAUUAUGUGAAUCCGUUGAACGUAUCAAGGCAAAGAUUACCACUGUACAGGGUUCAAUUUUUUGUUGACGAUAAAAAGUAUUAUUGGACUAUUUUAAUGCAUGCUUAUACGACGACGAUGAUUGGCAUUAUUCCUCUUCUAACAGUCGAUCUUUUUCUGGCAAAUUGUACUCAACACAUAUGUGGAAUGAUGCUAAUUCUCGGAAAACGAUUAGAAAAAACAAUGGAAACAACAAAAUUAGUUGUGAAUAAGCUUGAUGAUAAUAUUUAUAAAGAUAUAAGGAAAUGUACCAUUUUGCACACAGAAAUUCUUGAUUUUAUUGAAGAUAUAAAUUACAUUUUUAGUACAGCAUUUGGUAUUUUACUAGCAGUUCUAACGUUUUUGACAAGUUUUACGGGAAUUGUGGUUCUCAUUAAAUGGGGCGAUUGGAACGAAGUUAUUCGGUUUGGAAUGUUUACUAUGGCUGAAUUAUUUCAUGCAUUCUGCUAUAGCUAUCACAGUCAAGAUGUAAUAGAUCAUAACAAUCAAAUACAUAAAUCUAUAAUGAAUUCGGGAUGGUAUAAAUCUUCAAUGAGAACUAGAGUCCUUGUUCAAAUGAUGUUUUUACGAAGUAACAAACCAUGCCUCAUCAAUUGUAUAAUUUUCCCUCUAAGUAUGGAAAAUUUUACGACGAUCUUAAAAACAAUGUUUUCGUAUUUCACAGUCGUGAAAUCAUGCAGAUUCUAA